Molecule: messenger RNA, 618 nt
Organism: Penicillium vulpinum
Lineage: Eukaryota; Fungi; Ascomycota; Eurotiomycetes; Eurotiales; Aspergillaceae
Exons: 4
Coding region: 1-618 (205 amino acids)
Source: RefSeq, a predicted model, not a curated record
AUGGCUGCCCCUACGCGCGCAUCCCGGAUCCGCAAUCCCGCCCUCUUCAUCUGUGAUAUUCAAGACAAAUUCCGCAAUGGAAUCUACGAAUUCCCCAAACUCGUCGCAACAACAGAAAAGGUGCUCCGAGCAGCCUCAACCCUUCAAAUCCCUGUAUUCAUAACAACCCAAAACCGUGCCAAACUCGGAAAUACCGUACCAGAACUCCAACAACACCUCAAUGGCCCCCACAUCCGAGCAGAUGUAGACAAAACCCUCUUCUCAAUGAUAACCCCGGAGGUCGAGAAGCUGCUCCCAGCCGCAGACUCAGCGCCCCUUGACGUGAUAAUCGUCGGGCUCGAGACGCACAUCUGCGUGACGCAGACAACGCUUGAUCUCCUCGAGCGCGGUCACCGUGUUUACAUCCUCGUUGAUGGCGUGAGUAGCAUUAACCCUGAGGAGAGGGGAAUUGCUCUUGCUAGGUUGAGGGAUGCUGGAGCUAUUGUUACGAGUAGUGAGAGCGUGCUUUUUGAGAUUCUUGGCGAUGCUUCGCAUGAGGCGUUCCGAACUAUCAGUGGGCUUGUUAAGGAGACGAAGGACAGCACAAAGGGAGCUUUGGGGGUUUUCUCGAAGAUUUGA